AUGAACGUAGGCGUGUACUUUCUAACCGCGUUCCUUUUGUACACAUCCCUACUGAAUUACAAAACCUUGGUGCACCUGAUUACCCCCGCUUCUGGUGAAAACAUACAGAAGGGGGACAGCCACGUCUAUCGUACCCUUGAUCACUACCUGCACGUUUUUUUAGAGUAUGGGUUCGUUAGCAUCUACCUGUUAGUAGCAAUUCAGCCAAACAGAAAUGUGUACUCGAAGCGGAGUCCCCUCAACUACCUCUUCGCUAAAGGGUUACUAAUAUUUUUUUUCUUCUUCCUGUUCCACUUUAUCAUUAAUAUAAAAAAUAAUUUCCCACUUAACAUUUUUUUUCUAAUCAUUACGACAUUUCACUUGUCUGAGUUUUUCCUGUCCUUCUUACACAACAAAAAUAAUUACAACUAUUACAACUUUUUAGUGAACCCUAAUUGUGGUUACGUUUACUUUUUCAUCCUUACGCUGCUUGAGUAUUACUCGAAGAUUUUUUUUUUCGUCUUGGUGCAUUUUUGUGAGAAGUAUUUGAGCAAGCGGCUCCUCCAGAACCUCCUCAUUGUGAAUUAUUUUUUCCUCAAGAAUUUUUUGCAGAAUGGACAAGGUGUAUGCACCUACUGCUAUGUGAAUCAGAUCCAUUGGGGACAGAGUGGUGGGGGGUUCAGCGUGGGAGCAGCCGCACACCCGGGGGAGCCUUCCUUCCUGCUCCUUCUGCAGAACCGCCUGCGCGUAAGGGGGGAGCUACACAGGGGGGUCUUCUCACUCCCGUUACCAAGACGACAUGGAAUGUCUUCACAAAGCGAUGCAAAAAAGACUGGAGAAGGAGUAGACACAUUUCCCACAUGUGAUGCUUCCCCCCUUGGGAGGACGUACGGAGGGUGUCUCUUCACCAGGGGGUCAUCACCCCCCCUUGACACAACCACAACGUGCAAAACAUAUGAUUUAAAAAAUUCCAUCUACCACAAAAUUGUGCACCAAUACGCAUACAUAUUGGAUAAGUAUGAAGUGAAGGGAAGCUACAAGCGAGCACAAAAGUACCACCUCUUGUGGGUUCUGUUAUGCGUAGUGUUUUGUUUGUUAGGGUUACUGUUGCGAAUAUUAGGCUUGCUUCAUUGCUCUAGGAACUUUUGCUUCUACGUGUUAAGCACCGACCACUUGGUCGACAAGUGCAUAAAGAACAAGCAUACGUUGGUGAAGUCCGGUGUGUACAAGUAUAUGAGGCAUCCCUGCUACACUGGCUGGUUCUACUACGCAUUGUUCUUGCAACUGCUCCUCCUCAACCCGUUCUGCUUCGUGUUAUGUUUUUUCGUAUCGUGGGCAUACUUUUAUCACACAAUCAAAAUGGAAGAGACGUACUUGCUAGAGUGUUACGGCGAAGAGUACAAAAGUUACAAGCGGAAAACACCCAACAUAUAG
Messenger RNA from Plasmodium fragile, 1413 nucleotides. RefSeq lists its product as uncharacterized. The record is from RefSeq and is a predicted model, not a curated record. Gene Ontology annotation, molecular function: protein C-terminal S-isoprenylcysteine carboxyl O-methyltransferase activity. The transcript is spliced from 2 exons. Gene Ontology annotation, biological process: C-terminal protein methylation. NCBI's taxonomy places the organism in Eukaryota, Apicomplexa, Aconoidasida, Haemosporida, Plasmodiidae. The coding region runs from base 1 to 1413 and encodes 470 amino acids. Gene Ontology annotation, cellular component: membrane; endoplasmic reticulum.